Messenger RNA from Nomascus leucogenys (northern white-cheeked gibbon), 2876 nucleotides. RefSeq names its product phosphodiesterase 6B (gene PDE6B). Gene Ontology annotation, cellular component: photoreceptor outer segment membrane. The record is from RefSeq and is a predicted model, not a curated record. Gene Ontology annotation, biological process: retina development in camera-type eye; signal transduction. Gene Ontology annotation, molecular function: 3',5'-cyclic-nucleotide phosphodiesterase activity; protein binding. NCBI's taxonomy places the organism in Eukaryota, Metazoa, Chordata, Mammalia, Primates, Hylobatidae.
CCACCAUGAGCCUCAGUGAGGAGCAGGCCCGGAGCUUUCUCGACCAGAACCCCGAUUUUGCCCACCAGUACUUUGGGAAGAAACUGAGCCCCGAGAAUGUGGCCGCAGCCUGCGAGGACGGGUGCCCGCCGGGCUGCCACAGCCUCCGGGAGCUCUGCCAGGUGGAGGAGAGCACGGCACUGCUGGAGCUGGUGCAGGACAUGCAGGAGAGCAUCAACAUGGAGCGUGUGGUGUUCAAGAUCCUGCGGCGCCUCUGCACCCUCCUGCAGGCCGACCGCUGCAGCCUCUUCAUGUACCGCCAGCGCAACGGCGUGGCCGAGCUGGCCACCAGGCUCUUCAGCGUGCAGCCGGACAGCGUCCUGGAGGACUGCCUGGUGCCCCCCGACUCCGAGAUCGUCUUCCCGCUGGACAUCGGGGUCGUGGGCCACGUGGCUCAGACCAAGAAGAUGGUGAACGUCAAGGACGUGGCCGAGUGCCCUCACUUCAGCUCAUUUGCUGACGAGCUCACUGAGUACAAGACAAAGAAUAUGCUGGCCACACCCAUCAUGAAUGGCAAAGACGUCGUGGCGGUGAUCAUGGCGGUGAACAAGCUCAACGGCCCGUUCUUCACCAGCGAAGACGAAGAUGUGUUCUUGAAGUACCUGAAUUUUGCCACGUUGUACCUGAAGAUCUAUCACCUGAGCUACCUCCACAACUGCGAGACGCGCCGCGGCCAGGUGCUGCUGUGGUCGGCCAACAAGGUGUUUGAGGAGCUGACGGACAUCGAGAGGCAGUUCCACAAGGCCUUCUACACGGUGCGGGCCUACCUCAACUGCGAGCGGUAUUCCGUGGGCCUCCUGGACAUGACCAAGGAGAAGGAAUUUUUUGACGUGUGGCCUGUGCUGAUGGGAGAGUCCCAGCCGUACUCGGGCCCACGCACACCUGAUGGCCGGGAAAUCAUCUUCUACAAAGUGAUCGACUACAUCCUCCACGGCAAGGAGGAGAUCAAGGUCAUUCCCACACCCCCAGCCGAUCACUGGGCCCUGGCCAGCGGCCUUCCAAGCUACGUGGCGGAAAGCGGCUUUAUUUGUAACAUCAUGAACGCUUCCGCCGAUGAAAUGUUCAAAUUUCAGGAAGGGGCCCUGGACGACUCCGGGUGGCUCAUCAAGAAUGUGCUGUCCAUGCCCAUCGUCAACAAGAAGGAGGAGAUUGUGGGAGUCGCCACGUUUUACAACAGGAAAGACGGGAAGCCCUUUGACGAACAGGACGAGGUUCUCAUGGAGUCCCUGACACAGUUCCUGGGCUGGUCAGUGAUGAACACCGACACCUACGACAAGAUGAACAAGCUGGAGAACCGCAAGGACAUCGCGCAGGACAUGGUCCUUUACCACGUGAAGUGCGACAGGGACGAGAUCCAGCUCAUCCUGCCAACCAGGGCGCGCCUGGGGAAGGAGCCUGCUGACUGCGAUGAGGACGAGCUGGGCAAAAUCCUGAAGGAGGAGCUGCCAGGACCCACCACAUUUGACAUCUACGAAUUCCACUUCUCUGACCUGGAGUGCACCGAACUGGACCUAGUCAAAUGUGGCAUCCAGAUGUACUACGAGCUGGGCGUGGUCCGAAAGUUCCAGAUCCCCCAGGAGGUCCUGGUGCGGUUCCUGUUCUCCAUCAGCAAAGGGUACCGGAGAAUCACCUACCACAACUGGCGUCACGGCUUCAAUGUGGCCCAGACGAUGUUCACGCUGCUCAUGACCGGCAAACUGAAGAGCUACUACACGGACCUGGAGGCCUUCGCCAUGGUGACAGCCGGCCUGUGCCACGACAUCGACCACCGCGGCACCAACAACCUGUACCAGAUGAAGUCCCAGAACCCCUUGGCUAAGCUCCACGGCUCCUCGAUUUUGGAGCGGCACCACCUGGAGUUUGGGAAGUUCCUGCUCGCGGAGGAGACCCUCAACAUCUACCAGAACCUGAACCGGCGGCAGCACGAGCACGUGAUCCACCUGAUGGACAUCGCCAUCAUCGCCACGGACCUGGCCCUGUACUUCAAGAAGAGAGCGAUGUUUCAGAAGAUCGUGGAUGAGUCCAAGAACUACGAGGACAAGAAGAGCUGGGUGGAGUACCUGUCCCUGGAGACGACCCGGAAGGAGAUCGUCAUGGCCAUGAUGAUGACAGCCUGCGAUCUGUCUGCCAUCACCAAGCCCUGGGAAGUCCAGAGCAAGGUCGCACUUCUCGUGGCUGCUGAGUUCUGGGAGCAAGGUGACUUGGAAAGGACAGUCUUGGAUCAGCAGCCCAUUCCUAUGAUGGACCGGAACAAGGCUGCCGAGCUCCCCAAGCUGCAAGUGGGCUUCAUCGACUUCGUGUGCACAUUCGUGUACAAGGAGUUCUCUCGUUUCCAUGAAGAGAUCCUGCCCAUGUUCGAUCGACUGCAGAACAAUAGGAAGGAGUGGAAGGCGCUGGCUGAUGAGUAUGAGGCCAAAGUGAAGGCUCUGGAGGAGAAGAAGGAGGAGAGGGUGGCGGUCAAGAAAGUAGGCACAGAAAUUUGCAAUGGUGGCCCAGCACCCAAGUCUUCAACCUGCUGUGUCCUGUGAGCACUGGUCCCGUGGGGACCCCAUGGCUCCCUCAAUCUUCACCCACUAGGAUUUGGGUUCUGCCUGUGGCCAUUUGCUACAAGAGGUUAGGAAGCCCAAGAAAAUGACUGAAGAUCAUCCUGGAUUUUUUUUUUUUUUUUUUUUUUUUUGAGACGGCGUCUUGCUCUGUCACCCAGCCUGGAGUGCAGUGGCGCGAUCUCGGCUCACUGCAAGCUCUGCCUCCCGGGUUCACGCCAUUCUCCUGCCUCAGCCUCUCCGAGUAGCUGGGACUACAGGCGCCUGCCACCACGCCCGGCUAAUUUUUUGUAU